Molecule: messenger RNA, 3794 nt
Organism: Myxocyprinus asiaticus (Chinese sucker)
Lineage: Eukaryota; Metazoa; Chordata; Actinopteri; Cypriniformes; Catostomidae
Product: UDP-N-acetylhexosamine pyrophosphorylase-like
Exons: 11
Coding region: 172-1728 (518 amino acids)
Biological process (GO): UDP-N-acetylglucosamine biosynthetic process
Molecular function (GO): UDP-N-acetylglucosamine diphosphorylase activity
Source: RefSeq, a predicted model, not a curated record
UGAAGUGAGAGGGAAGUAUUAAACGAUAAGCAGCUGCUAUAAAGGUAGGAACAUUAUGAGGUUGUUAAAUUAUAAAACAUUUAUCAAGGUUUGUAUCCGCAGAGCCGUGAACUGCUUUCAGGAAGCCGGGAGUCUUUCCAGAACACACUCUUAUCUUACCGAGGAGUAAUCAUGGAUAUGAAGAAACUGGCUGUGAUACUCGCUGAAGCCGGGCAGUCUCACGUCCUCCAGUUUUGGGAUCAGCUGAGCCCAGAGGAACAAGCUGAAAUGAGUCUCGAUCUGGAGAGCAUGAACUUCAUGGAGAUCAACACGUUUUUCAAAAAUGCCAUGAAGACUUCUGGUCAGAGUUCCCAGGAGAAAGUGGACAGCAGGAUGGAGCCAGUGCCCCGAGAGGUUUUGGGGAGUGUAACGCGUGAUCACGAGUCUCUCAAAGAAUGGGAAGAAGAAGGCCUGCACUGUAUAUCUGAGAACAAAGUGGCGGUUCUUCUGCUGGCUGGAGGUCAGGGGACACGGUUGGGUGUACCAUACCCAAAAGGCAUGUACGAUGUGGGCCUUCCCUCCCACAAAACCCUCUUUCAGAUCCAGGCCGAACGCAUUAGAAGACUGGAGCAGCUAGCCGAAAAGCAGCACAGUAGGAAGUGCUGCAUUCCAUGGUACAUUAUGACAAGUGGCAGAACAAUGGACAUGACCAAAGAGUUCUUCUCACGACACAAAUACUUUGGCCUGAAGGAGGGCAAUGUAUUAUUCUUUCAGCAAGGCAUGCUUCCUGCUGUGGACUUUAAUGGGAAGAUUAUUCUAGAAGGCAAAGGCAAACUGUCCAUGGCACCAGAUGGAAACGGGGGUCUGUACAGAGCUCUGGCGACACAAAACAUUGUGAAGGACAUGGAAAAGAGAGGAAUCUCCUACAUCCACGUCUACUGCGUGGACAACAUUCUUGUGAAAGUGGCCGACCCUGCUUUCGUUGGCUUCUGUUCACUUAAAGGAGCAGACUGUGGUGCAAAGGUUGUGGAAAAAACUAAUCCAACCGAAGCGGUGGGUGUGGUCUGUAAGGUGGAUGGGCGUUAUCAAGUAGUGGAGUACAGUGAGAUUACCUUGGCAACAGCGGAGAAGCGGAGCAGCGAUGGUCGACUUAUGUUUAAUGCUGGCAACAUAGCGAAUCACUUCUUCACCCUCGCGUUCCUCAAAGAGAUUGUGAGCACUCAUGAGCCACAGUUGCAGCACCAUGUGGCACAGAAGAAAAUCCCCUACGUGAACACACAAGGACAGCUAAUUAAACCUGACAAACCCAAUGGGAUUAAGAUGGAAAAAUUUGUCUUCGACAUAUUCCAGUUUGCCAAAACAUUUGUGGUAUAUGAAGUUCUGAGAGAAGAUGAGUUUUCUCCAUUGAAGAAUGCAGACAGUCAGGACGGGAAGGAUAACCCUACUACAACCCGUCACGCCCUCAUGUCCCUGCAUCACCGCUGGAUCUUAAAUGCUGGAGGACAUUUCGUUGAUGAGAAUGGAACACAUAUACCUGCUAUUCCUAGACAUGGACCAGCAGGGACAGUCACUCCUGAAGUCAGCCAGAACCUGAAAGAUGGAACUGACCUGCCAAUCAAAUGUGAGAUUUCCCCACUUGUGUCUUAUGGGGGCGAGGGGUUGGAGCAUCUAGUGAACGGGCGAGCAUUCCAGCCCACCCUGGUCAUCAAUGAGAGUGGCGUCCAUGAGCUCGUGAAGAACGGGCUGUGAGCCAAAAUCUCACCGCUGCACUUGAAAACCAAAUGAAGACUCUUUAUCUCUUUAUCAUCUUCAUCUUUCUUCCUGCCAUGGUGAAGGAACUGUGAAAUUCGUGUGCAAUAAAAUGAAAGAAGGGGGCCACACCGCCAGUCAUAAUCAAACCGUUUUAUGAUCAAACUAUUUAUUUUGCGAAGACUUAUUUUUAUAUCAAUGCCCAGUGCUUUUUUUUUUUUUUUCUAAAAUUGGAACGUAUGCAAUUUUAGCCAUUUAAUUUAUAGAUAUGUACACAUGCAUGAACAUAGCAUCAAAUGGGUUCUUUAAAAUACUCCAGUGCUGUUCAGGUUGCAUGAAAGGGCACUGCUGAGAUUUUAGGCAUUCCUGCUUAAUCUUUUUCCAUUCUCUUAAAGUGUAGAUAAAUGUAAAAACUAGGGGGAGGUAAAGUUUUGUCUUCUCUGUGGAUGUCUGUCUAUGACUGGAAUGAUUUUUUUUUUUUUUUUUACCAGAAUGUGAGUGAGAAAGUGAUCUUUAAUCAGACUUUCCAGUACAGGUUGUGUGAGAGGGCACCUGAUUGGGUUAUACUGAGUCUCUGUUGCUGCCACUUGCUGAAACUAUUCAGAGAGUGCAGAAAGCAAAUUGAGGCUCCCUGUCUUUCUCCUCUCUCUCUCCUUACUCUCUCUUGCAAUCUUCCUGUGUCACUAGCAGUUUUUUAGCACUUCUCUUUUCCAAAGAAACUUCUUCCACCAUCAUUGUCAAUAUAUUUGUGCGCAUCCAUUUAUAAAAGAAUGUAUCAUGAUCAUUGAUUCAUUUGUCUUUACCUGUUUUAUGUACCAUUAUUUUUCUAGAUUCCAAUGACCAUUUAUAGACUUAAAGGUUCAGUUCACCCAAAAAUUCUGAUUCUCCCAUCAUUAACUCACCCUCAUGCCAUCUCAGAUGUGUGACUUUCUUUCUUCUGCUGAACACAAAUAAUGAUUUUUAGAAGAAUAUUUCAGCUCUGUAGGUCCAUACAAUGCAAGUGAAUGGUGCCAAACAUUUUACCCCCAAAAAGCACAUAAAGGCAUCAUAAAAGUAAUCCAUAUGACUCCAGUAGUUGAAUCCAUGUGUUUGGAAGUGAUAUGAUAGGUGUGGGUGAGGAACAGAUCAAUAUUUAACCAUAAAUUGUAAACCACAUUUUUACAAUAAAUUCUCCUUCCUGCCCAGUAGGUGGUGAUAUGCACGAAGUAUUCGAAUCACCAAAACCAAAAGAAGAAUGUAAAAGUGAAAGUGGAGAAUAUUAGUCAAAAAGGACUUAAAUAUUAAUCUGUUUCUCACCCACACCUAUCAUAUCGAUUCAGAAGACACGGAUUAAAUCACUGGAGUCUUAUGGAUUACUUUUAUGUUGUAUUUAUGCAUUUCAGAGCUUAAAAAUAUUUGCACCCAUUCACUUGUAUUGUAUGGACCUACAGAGCUGAAAUAUUCUCCUAAAAGUCUUCAUAGACAUCUGGGAUAGCAUGACAGUGAGUAAAUUAUGAGAGAAUUUUCCUUUUUUGGGUCUACUAACUAUCCUUUUAAGCUCCACUGUUUGGGAAUGUUUUGACAUAUAUUGGGUAUAUUGAAACUUUUUCUUUUUUUUUAAUUCUUUGAUUUGCAUUACUUGAAGUUGACACUGAAAAUGUCAGUUAUUGCUUUCUCAUUUGGUUAUUACUAUAGUGGGGAUAUUUAAACAAAGAUGCUUUGACCUGCAUCUGUCAGUCUCAAACUUCCAUCACAAACAUAUUGCAUAGUGUAUGCUUGUAAAAUUAAAGAAUUAUUUCUUGCAAAUUUCUAUAGUAGACUGCUGUGUUGGAAUUAUGAGGAAGUUUUAAAUGGAAGGCCUCUGAGACUAGGUUGCUCACAAAUGUUGAUGGUACAAAACCAAGUAUGGGUGAUCCACGACCUGGAAUAAAUCCAAAGAUCCUGUUCAUAUUCUGUCACUUUUGUUCUUUUUUGUUACCCAGGCUGAAGAUCAAUGAAAUAAUGUGGUUUAAUGUAGUAAUUAAUGUACCUUGGGGUAAAAGCAUCAGAUAAAUGACAAUAAACUCAGUCAUUUACCAAUUACGUAA